GAGCGGGCUGAAAGGAUUGGAACGGAUGACAGUUGGGAAUCGAGAUCACGUGCGCAGUACGCGCCGAAUCUUGGUCGUAUCAUACAUUCUGUGGGAUCCAUAUUGAUCACUGUUCUCCUUUGAAUAAUAACAGCUCCAAAAUGGCUUCCAAUACGCAAAGAAGCUGCAACGUCCGCAUCCUAAUUCGUUAUUUACCUCGGACGGAGGAAGUAGGCGGAGUUGAUAUCGAGUAUCGCCGAAGUCCCUUCGUGAGCAGAUGAGUAAAGAACGACAAAGCCAACAUUUACCCAUUUGAAUACUGAAUGUGGAAAUUAAAGUGGAAUUAUUCCAAUAUUAUAACAGUUUGAAAUGGACCAGCCAGCCUAGUAUAAGUUAAAUUGUUACCAUAAAAUAAAGGGAUCCAGGAAAUUAAUAAUUUCUUGAACACAAGAGCGUAAGGAACAGGAGUAGGUCAUUCAACACAUAAACCCUGCUCUGCUAUUCAAGAGGAUCAUGUCUGAUCUGAUUGUGCCCUUACAUCCACUUUACUCUGUGCUCCCAAUAACCUUCAACAUUCUUGCAGAUAAAAAAAAUCUCACUCAGCUUUGAAUGCAUUCAUUGAUCCAGCCUCAAAUGCUGUCAAUGGAAACAAAUUCCAAAGAUCAACAAUCCUCUCAGACAAAAAAAAUUCUUCCUGAUUUCAGAUUUAACUGAGAGACCACCCAUUUUCCACACAUGGGAAAGUAUCCUCUCACUAUCUACUUGUCAAGUUCUCUCAAAAUCUUUUGUAUUUCAUUAGGAUCACCUCUCAUUCUUGUAAAUGAGUAUAGACUUAUAGAUGUUUACAGCAUUGAAGGGCCCAGCAUAUAUUUGCCUUGUAAACAAGUCUUCCUUAACCUAGGAAUCCGUCUAGUAAAUCUACAUUGAACUGCUUCUAAGACAAGUAUAUCCUUCCUUAUGUAAAGAACUCAAAACUAAGUACAUCCUUACAAUUCCCUGUUGGUUGUCCCAAGACUUAUUUUUAUACUCCAUCUUCUUGCAAAAAGGUCCAACAUUCUGUUUACCUCUCUAAUUACAUGCUGUACCUGCAAGCUAACUUGUGAUUUUUGUUCUCGUGAACACCCACGUCCUUCUGCACUAUGACAAAAAAGUUGAUCGAUACUAGGAAUUGAUCUCCACAUAGAAUGGUGCAGAUUGAAACCUUCACUUUAAGUGACAGUUAGAUGCAUCAAAUGGAGAAAUAUGUGAUCGUUUUGGAUGAAUAAAUUUUGACUGAAUGGUAUUUCUCACCUAUAAAUACGUUGUGAUCUAAUGAGCAGCAGUGCUUGAACUGUUUAUAUAGUGCAUCUUUUCAAAUUCCUUGAAUAAAGCUUUUCUGUAACAAAAUCAUCUCCAGAAAUCUCUGUUGGAAUUAGUUUAACUCAGAGUUCACUUUAUAAGUGUCCUUUUGCAGUGUUUCAAUAUGUGUUCGUUGAAUAUGUAUUGCCAUAGUUACAUGGAUGCAAAGAAAAGGACCAAUGAAAUAAUUCUACAUCUCCUCCACCAGGUGGCGUUUAAAGGCCUGAGUAAUAAGGCCUUAAACCUACUAAAUAGGAAAACGAAGGAGUCAAAACAGUUUCACUCGAUCCGCACUUUUCUGCUAAUCUGUAUGGUUAAUUGGGGUCAUUUACAAACUGAGAAUUGCUCUGUUAUCGCGAGGCUGAUGAAUUUCAGAAGCUAAUCGUCUUCCUUUCUUGAGCAGAGAUUUACUGCUACAACUAAAACAGGAGGAAAAGUUUUUUUUCAUUAACAUUUGAUUUUGAUUUAACGAGCAAGAAGAAUUUGGGAGAACAGUGAGAGAUUUCGCUUUGGAGUUAUCUUUUCUGCAACAGGUUGUCACUUCUUGUGCUUUUUUUAAUUCCUCAAAAUACUCCAGACAAAAGCUGUAUUAACAGUUCAAGAAAUCUGUCUGUUAAAGCUGCAGUAUUAAUCCAGUACUGUUUGUGAGAAAAUAUUUGGCAUUGAAUAUUUUAAAAAUGGGGAAAUUCCUGUCAAAGAUUUUUGGAAACAAAGAAAUGCGAAUUCUGAUGCUUGGCCUGGAUGCAGCUGGAAAGACUACAGUACUAUAUAAACUCAAAUUGGGACAGCCUGUCAGUACAACUCCAACUGUAGGCUUUAAUGUGGAGACUGUGACUUACAAAAAUGUUCGGUUCAACGUCUGGGAUGUAGGUGGUCAGGAUAAGAUCAGACCUCUUUGGAGGCACUAUUAUACAGGGACCCAGGGAUUGAUUUUUGUGGUGGACUGUGCUGACAGAGACCGCAUUAAUGAAGCCAGGCAAGAGCUUUAUCGCAUCAUAAAUGACAGAGAAAUGCGCAAUGCUAUUAUUCUGAUCUUUGCAAACAAGCAAGACCUGCCUAAUGCCAUGAAACCCAUUGAGCUCCAGGAGAAACUGGGUCUGAAUAGAAUUCAAGAUCGCAACUGGUAUGUUCAGCCUUCUUCAGCAACCACUGGAGAUGGACUGUAUGAAGGGCUAACUUGGCUGACUUCUAAUUACAAAACAUCUUGAGAACAAAAUUAAAACUUCAGAGAUGCUGUGUAUGAACUCUAUACUCGUUUUACUUUGCAACAGAGUGGAACUGAUUCAAAGAAAAGUUGCUUUUAACAAUAUAGGAGGAAUGGCUAUACCAAUAUAAGAGCAACUUGGCACUUGGUAAAGAUUUGCUUAUAGCAACAUUAUUAUCACAGUUAGCUUUUAUUAUAUGGUAGCUUUGAAGUGUCAGAUUGACUAAAGGUCAGAUUUUUGUUUUCAGUGUUGAUCUAUUAGCAGAAUCUGUAUUGAUACCUGGCAGUUCGGUGACAGUGUGUGUGCUACAUUUAAUGGAUAAUCUGUAAGAAAAAGUAUUAAAUUUACAUUAGAAGACUGUUAGUGUUUAUAAAGAACUUUAGAAGUUUGCAAAAAUGCAACAAUAUACAGUUGUUUUUAUUCUCCAAUAUUGGUGAACAUUUAAGCAUCAUAUGUGCUAAAUGUUUACUUCAGUAAUAAUAUACUACAGUAACAAAUAUCAUGUUUAUUUUGGAAUGCAUGAAAAUCCUUAAAGCUACAUUACAAAAAAAUUUUCAGGUUUUGAAAUGCAGAUUUAAUAUCAUUGGUUUCUGAGAAUGAAAGAAGUACAAGUCCUUAUAAAGUAAACGUUAGAAGUUUACUGACACUGGUAUGGAAACAGAAACAAUAUGCUGUGGUAAUAUUACUGUUUUACUAUACUUAAAAGUGUGAAACAUCAAAGAAAUAUUAGAGUGGAUAUAUUUAUUUUGAUAAUUUGUUCAUGAAUAUUCUCUGUGAUUCAUAAAAUAACGUGAAAUCCUAUCAGGAAUAAAGUGGGAGAUUGCACAAUUGGAAACAAAAUUAAUGUACCUCAUGACUGAAACUCGUCUAUCACUGAGUUGCCUCACAAUUGAUUGUGUGAACAGUACAUUUGAUACCAUCAAUAGAGAAUGGACUUGAGCAAUUACUGAGUCUGAAUGCAAGUCGUUAUAAGAACGAAAGGAAACACUGGAAUUUAACCAGAUUCUGUUACAAAAUUGAGAAUUUGGAUUUAUCUAGAACUUUUGUGCAUGGCUUAUGAAUGAAAUUUUUGUGUGCUUUAAACUCAGCUGAGCUGCAUUUUUCUAUUUUAGUAAUGGCACAACAACCUCAUUUUUCAUUGUAUCACAUUUGUUUGUUUCAAAUUUGAGUUUGACUUAUGCAUUGUUAACUGUUGCCAUGAAACAGCUGAAUGACCACACUGUAAUUUAUUUAUUGACUACAAGAAAUAUUAGUUACAGGAGACCUUUAGUACCGGUGCUUCACAAAAUACUUUGCUCUAUUUAUAUAAAGUAUUAUUUUUGUUUUAGCAUUUGAACAUUAAUUCAAAGUUACAUAUGGUGACAAAUGCAGGAUCAAUAUCCAACUCUACUAAGCUCCUAAUUUCAGCUUUGUCACCAUAGGAAGGCACUACAAAGAAGGCAAAAACUGUUGGAAAAUUAAAAGAAGCGUUGUGCCUUUGUAGCUCUUGCUAGCCUCUUGGCAGUUGACUCAGAGGUAAAUGAGCUUCUAAAAAACUGGAAGUAAAUCUUCCACCUGCCAUUACAGUGCCAAGUACUGCAAGUUAGAGAGCAGGGAGGGAGAAAAUUAAUUAUGCGUUUUGAAAAAUAAAGCUUUGAUACAUUUUUAUCGUACAUUCUCGUUGGCUAGCUAUCAAAGUACAAUUGUUUCCAUUUGCAAGUAGAUUUUGAGAUGUCAGAUCAAAUCUGGAAUUUCUUUGGACCAAUUUUGUCUUGAAAUCUUAAUUAUAAGUUAUUGGUUCUUUUACAUUUUUUUAGGCAAAGACCCUGAAUCUUUUGAUAAACAAUAUAAUGCUACCCAAUAACAUGGAUCAUAAAUCCACUGAACUAAAAACAGAAAAUGCUGGAAAUACUGUAGUCAGUCAGGUAGUAUUUGACGACAGAGAAGCAGAGUUAACAUUUCGGGUUGAUCACCAUUUCACAAAUUUAACAGCUUCCAAGAAAAUUCAAAUAAGGGUCUAAAAGGAAGAAAAGGAGGGGGAAGAGGGCUCUGCAGUGAUGGUGAUAGGGGAUAUAUUCAAAGGUAAGGAAGGUCUCUGUUGGAAUGGUGGGGUAAGAAUGAUUAAAUAAGACCAUAAGAAGUAGGAACAGGAGUAGGCAGUUUGGUCCUUUGAGCAUGCUCUGCUAUUCAAUAAGAUCAUGACUGAAUUCAACACUCACGUACACCUUCCUACCAUUUCCCCUCAAAAGAUCAAAGGAAUGAUGGCAAUAGUGCAAGUAAAUAAUCAAAACAUUGAUCAGGAGUAAUUGUAAAUGGUAACAGCAGAAACAUUAUCAGCCCCUGCUGUCUGUAGAGAUAUGAUGGCAGAAGUUGUGAUUUAAAGUUACUGAAAUCAGUGUUGAGUCUAGAGGGUUGCAAAGUGCUCAGUCAUGGAUGAGAUACUGUUCCUUUUCUUUUCAUUGGAAUGUCUAAGAGUCUGUCUCAAUUAUAACAGCUUAGGGACCAAGGACAGAGAGGUCAGAGUAGGAGUGAAGUUAUCAAUAAUACGUCUGUGCACUAUUUGCAAUUAGAGUCAUUGUGGUCAGAUUGAUAACCAGUGCUGAUAAUUGAUUUUUUAAGUGCUUGUUUAAAACAAAUUAAGAAUAAGUUAUUAGCAGGAAGGAUGGACUUGGAAAUAUUGUAAAUUCUUAGCUUCAAUUGGGAAAUCAUGGCACAUUAGGAAUAUUUUAUUUUUGAGCAAGAGUGGUGAUAUGACUAAUGCAUUGAUGAAUGUUUGAUGCUAAACAGAAGUAAAUGAGUUUCCUCAAGAUAAUUAUAGUUAGAGCACCUAGAUAGGCACUAAAUAGAGGUUGCUUACCUGACAAGAAUUCCAACUGGAACAAUUUUAAUUCAAAUUAAUAUGGUCCAGAAACAGAUUGUUCCUCUAUUUUCUUAAACAAAAAGUGAAAUUUGCUGUGGAUAGGAAAGCUUCAGCAUCUUUAGCAGAAACAAUAUAUUCAACAUACAGAUUAUAAUAAAAGGCAAAAUUCUAGAUUCAUAAAAGUUUCAUUUAUUUGACAUUUUAACAUUUUCCCCUAUGAUAAUUUCCCAUUAUUUGUGUAUCUAAUAUUGAGAAUUUUCACAGCAGAAUUUAGAAGAGGUCUCUUAAUGUUUAUUUAGCCACAUGAGGUUUUAUUAGCAUUUUUGUACCAAAAUAGCCUAUGAUUCAUUCUGGGUGUUUCUGGCAAACUAGGUUAGGAUUUGGCCUUUCAUUCUUGGACCUGAAAUCAAUUCCAGCCCAGACUAAUGGCAAAUAUCUCUCCUGACAACUAGCUGUAAACUGAAUUCUAUGAAAUGAAUUUGGAGUGGUCUCAGUCCAAUUUUAGAGAUAGAAGCUAUAAAAAUAUCACACUGAUACGAAUGGUAUGUUUUACUGAGGUCAGCAAAAGAUAACUUGACCAUGUUACCGUAUUAUAUCUGGGAUUAUUUGCUAAAAUUGGAGUCUGAAAUACAAAAUGCUCCAUGUCCCAGCACCAAUAUUCUUCACUAUGAUGGCCACAAAAUGCAAAUAAAAUUAAUCUUUUUCAUUAAAAUAUUCAAAGUAAAUGUUACAACUGUGGCUCUUGUUGUUCUCAGUUUGCAGAGUAACUAAUCUUCUAAAUAACAAGAAUAUUUGAAAAGCUAUAUGAUGAAAAAGGUCAUUGCCACUUUUAAGGGAUUUUUGGGCAGAUCAAAAACAACAGUAUUGGAAAUACUAGUCACCAUUUUUGCGAGCAUGAAAAGUGCUUUAAGUUCAGAUGUGACGUUUGUUUCAGUGUCAGACUUUAUAAUGUGAUUUUAACGUUAUUGUCUUCAUAUUUGUUUAAAGUUUUUUUGGUGAAAUAAUUAGCAGGGCUGACAUUAUUACAUCUAAUUGCAUUUCCUCUGUUUACUUACCAAAGGAAAUAAUUACCAUAGCAACAGUGAUAUUUUUGAAACUGCUAUUCUGAAGAUUUCUCUGUUAUGUGUUGUUUAGACAGCAACCUUUUUGGUCAAGUUUAAUCUGAAAAUAGUGAUCUGUCCACGUAUAAUUUUAUACAUUAGGCCAUCAGUAAAUAGUUUAGUUUUUUUCUUUGAAUAAAUAAUGAUAAAAUAUAGUACAAAAUAAUAGUAAAACUGUGAUUAAGGAAAACUCAUAAUUAUUUUCCCUUUUGAUGCCCCUCGGAAAAAUUUGCUAGCUGUACUUGUAUUGCAUUAAGCCUUAUCACCCAGAAGCUUCAUGGUUAUAUUUCCAGUUUGUAAAAUUAGCUGAUGCAAUAUUUGUCAUGCUAAAUUGGGCUGUGACUCUGGGCUGCGGGUUUCAAAUCAAAGUAAGGGAUUGUUUUCUCAUUGCUCGUUGAAUUUCAUGUAUGUUCCAUGUGUACAGAUAAUUAUGAGGACUGUAAAACGUGGGAACACAACUGGACAAUUCAGUGAGAUCAUGGCUGAUCUGAUGGUCUUCAACUUCAAUUUCGUGCCUUUACCCUAUAAGCUUUGAUUCCCUUAUUGUUGAAAAAUCUGUCUGCUUCAGCCUUGAAUAUAUUUAAUGACCCAGCCUUGACAGUGACUACGGCAAAGAAUUCCACAGAUUCACUAGUUUUUGAGAGAAAACCCUCCUCUCUGCUUAAAUGUGCAACCCCUUAUCUUGGGAUUAUGUUGUCUGAUCCUAGACUUUCCCAUAAGGGGAAACCUUCACCUCUCCACUUCUAUCCUGUCAAGUCCUCUAAGAAUCUUGUGUUCAAUGAGGCCACAUCUCAUGCUUCUAAAUUCCAAUGAGUACAGGCCCUCUUUACCCUCUUUAUCAGUCAAGUGAACCUUCACUGGAUUACUUCCAAUGCCAGUAUAUCUUUCCUUUGAUAAGGGACCCAAACUCUUCACGAUAUUCCAGCUGUGGUCUGACUAGUGCCUUAUGUAAAUAUAGCAAAAUGUCCCUAUUUUUAUACUCCAUUCUCUGAAACAAAGGCCAACGUUUCAUUUGCCUUUCCAAAUAGCUGCUAAACUUGGAUGCUAGCACUUUGUAAUUCAUGGAUGAGGACUCCAAAAACCCUCUCUUCUGUAGCUUCCUGCAGUCUUUCUCCAUUUAAGUAAUAUUCGGCUCCUCUAUUCUCCCUGCCAAAGAACUUGACCUCAUAUUUUUCCACAUUAUAUACCAUCUAUCAAGUUUUCCCCAUCUAUCUAUAUUCUUCUAUAUUGUCACCUUGCCUUCCUACCUAUUUUGUGUCAUCCACAAACCUGGCAGUAGUACAUUCACUUUACUUAUACAAGUCAUUAAUAAAUAUUGUAAAUAAUGGGGGCCCCAGUACAGAUCCGUGUGGCACUCUACUCAUUACGGGUUGCCAUCCUGGAAAUGCUUUUAUCCCAACUUGUCUUCUACUAGUUACCAAUUCUCUAUUCAUGCUAAUAUACUAUCCCCAACAUCUUUGGACCUUAUCUAAAUGAGUAGCCUUAUCUAAAUGAGUGGCUGCUUUCUGAAAUUCCAAAUAUGUUACAUUCGCAGCUUCCCCUUUAUCCAUCCUGUUUGUUACCUUCUCAAAGAACUCUCGUAAAUUUAUUAGACAUGAUUUCUUCUUUAUGAAGCCAAACUGACUCUGCUUUAUAACAUUAUGCCAUUCUAAAUUCUCUGCUCUAACAUCCUUUCGAAUAGAUUCUAACAUUUUCCAAAUAACAGACGUUAAGCCAACUGGACUGUAGUUACCUGUUUAUUGUCUCAUUCCUUUUCAAGUAAAGGUGUUGCAUUGGCAAUUUUCCAAUCCUCUGGGAUUUCUCCAGAAUCUAAGGAUUCUUGUAGGAUUAUGACCAGUGAAUCCACUACCUGUAUAGCUGCAGGUAGUGAAUGCACAGAGGGAGGUGAUGGCCUUGUGGUAUUAUCACCGGACUGUUAAUCCAGAGACCCAGAUAACGUUCUGGGGACACAGGUUUGAAUGCUGCCAUGGCAGGAUGGUAGAAUUUGAAUUCAGUAAUUAUCUGGAAUUAAGAAUCUGAGUCGAUUGUCAUAAAAAACCCAUCUGGUUCACUAAUGUCCGUGAGCGAAGGAAACUAUCAUCUUUACCUGGUCUAGCCUACAUAUGACUCCAGACCCACAGCAAUGUGGUUGACUCUUAACUGCCCACUCAUCCUGUGAAUGAAUUAAAUAAGAACUUCCUUUAACUUCCUAGGAUGCAUCCCAUCAGGUCUACAGGACUUAAAGGUUUUUAGACACUCAGUUUUCCUAGCAUGUUUUCCCUAGUGAUAGUUAUUACGUUUAUUUCCUCCCUUCCUUUGCCCCUUGUCAUAUAGUAAUGACCAAGUGCUAUUAAUGUCUUCUACUUUGAAGACUGAUGCAAAGAAUUUAUGGUUCCCCAUUACUAUUUCCCUUGCAUUGUUCUCUAAAAGGCAUACGUUGGUUUCUCUCAUCCUUUUGGACAUAUUUAAAGAUGCUCUUGUUUUUUGCAGUAUUACUGGCAAGUUUCCCCUCAAAGUUUAUCUCCUCUCUCUUUAUUAUUUUUGGUCGUCUUUAGUUGAUUUUUAAAAUAUUCCACAUCCUUAGCUAACAACUAAUCUUUGCUACAUUAUAGGUUUCUUUUCUCUCUGUCUGAUGCUAUUCUUAAAGCCCUUGGUUAACCAUGGUUGGUAUAUCCCCUUUCUAGAAUCCUCCUUCCUCAUUGGAAUAUGUCUUUGCUGUGAGCGUGAUCUGUUUUCUUAAUGUCUGCCAUUGUUCCUCAACUGUCUUUGCUGCUCAACUCCUUUCCCAGUCCACUGCAACCAGCUCUGCAGCUAUUCCUUUGUAAUUAGCCUUAUGUUAGCUUAUCGCAGUUGUCUGCAACCUAAGUUCCUCCCUCUCAAACUGAAUGCUAAUUUCUACUGCGGUGUGGUCACUGUUUCUGACAUAAUUUGACAUAAUUUAUUAAACCUGUCUCAUUACACGUCACUAGAUCCAAAAUAACCUGAUGCCUGGUUGGAUUCACAACAUUUUGCUCCUAGAAACUGUACAGAAUACUCUAUAAAUUCUUCUCAUGUCUUCAAUCUGACUAUCCCAAUCUACAUUAAAGUAAUCCAUAAUUAAUGUGCUUCCUUUGUUACAUGUCCUUGCUAUCUCCUGAUUUAUUCUGUGUCCCACCAUAUAGCUGCUGUUAGGAGUCCUGUAGAUUACUCCUACCAAUGUCUUAUCUUCCUUUUUAACUUCUUACCUCCACCCAUAUGGAUCCUACAUCUUCUGAUGCGAGAUCAUUUUCUAUUAUACUUAUUCUAUCCUGUACCAACAAUGCUACCCCACCAAUGUUUCUUUCCUGCUUGUCCUUUCAAAAUUUUGCAUAGCCCUGAAUAUUUAGUUCCCAGCUUUGAUUUCCUUAUAACCAUGUCUCCAUAAUGGCUAGAAGCUCAUAACCGUUAAACCUGUAUUUGAGUCAUUAGUUCAUUUAUUUUGUUCCAAAAACUAUGAUCAUUAAAGUAGAGAACCAUUAAUUUUGACUUGUACCGACUUUUAUUUUUCUCCCUUUGACCUAGUGUACUGUUGUUUUCCUAUGUUUGCAUACUCUGUCCCACUCAGAGUAUCAAAAUCAGCCUCAGUUAUGAUCCUCCUUUCAGUUGAAUAGUUUAUCCAUACUCACUGCUCAGCUCAUGCAUGAAGAAGUAUAAUUUGAAUAAGGUAAAAGUCAAUGGUCUUCAUCAAUGUCAACUGUACUUGAGAAUAAGGAAAAGAGAAAAUCAUGGGAAAUAGCUGCAGCAUAUUUCAAAUAACCUGCCUUUUUAAAAAAAAAUUAUAAACAAAAUUUUCUAAAACAGGAAUUAUUGUGACUUUGGUCUUUGUUUCAGUUUCUGCAGUUCAGUUCUUUUUAUUAAACUAUUUUGUAACAAAUGAUGACAUGAUGGUGAAGUUAUUAACAUUGUUAAGAUGCACAAC
Messenger RNA from Stegostoma tigrinum, 10377 nucleotides. Its product is annotated as ADP-ribosylation factor 6-like. The record is from RefSeq and is a predicted model, not a curated record. Lineage: Eukaryota; Metazoa; Chordata; Chondrichthyes; Orectolobiformes; Stegostomatidae. The transcript is spliced from 2 exons. Bases 1995 to 2525 code for a protein of 176 amino acids. Gene Ontology annotation, molecular function: GTP binding; GTPase activity. Gene Ontology annotation, cellular component: cytoplasm. Gene Ontology annotation, biological process: intracellular protein transport; vesicle-mediated transport.